This is a messenger RNA of Seminavis robusta, 1344 nucleotides long. NCBI's taxonomy places the organism in Eukaryota, Bacillariophyta, Bacillariophyceae, Naviculales, Naviculaceae. The record is from the annotation of a GenBank genome assembly.
AUGAAGGUAACCAACAAUUCUCCUGACUUGGUGUUGCGCAUUGCUCUGUUGAGGGGAGACGAUGAUCUGCGCGAGCUACGUCCCAGCAUUUGGCGCCGCUUUCGAUGCAAUUCCGCCAUAAACCUCGACGUCUUUCAAGACAAAAUCCUGCAACCCAUCAUGGGAUGGACACGCAAUUAUCAUACCUAUUACUUUUAUUCGUCAUCGCGAGACAAGAAAAGGUAUUACCGGCAAGACAUGCCGCUGUCGGCGGAUGGUUCUGGUCUGCACGAUAGUUAUCGAGCAAGAAAAGGCGAACGUCUCGAUGCGAACAAUUUUACCAUUGGAGAUAUCUUGAAACACAAGGGAGAUGUCUGCUACUAUGCGUACGAUUUGGGAGAUCACUGGUAUCAUAAGAUAACCGUAGAGCAAGUGGAUGAGGAAGGGAAUGGCAGCUGUCUAGUCCUGGACGGAGCCAUGAGAUGCCCCGACGAAGACGGCGAGGGAGGACAAACGUACCAAGAGCAGGUGUUGGAUUUGUUCCUCAUGAAGCAGUACAAUCCUGGACAUCCAAACUGUGAGCGGAAAUACGCAUUGAGCUGUUAUGAAAGGGUCAACAACAUGAACGUCGGUGGUGUAUUCGAGGCAGAUGACUUUUCGGUAGAAAUCACUCACAAGGCCCUUCAGGAUGCUUUGAAGUCGCGGAACUCUGUCCGCCAAGGCAGCAAGAGCAUCAACUACGCUGGUCGUUUCCAUUUUCGUAGCAUGAUUGAGAUCUAUAGCUUGCAACCUGGCCAGCGAAAAAUCCGACACUACCACCAGGAUAUCAGAGGUAAACAAGCUGAACCGGGCAGUCAGCCCGUCUUUUUCAACGUCCUCGAGGUGGUCAACAUCAAACCGGAUGAAGAAAAGUUGGCCUUGUGCACCGCCUGCGGAACGCCGCACGGCCUCAAAAAGUGCAGUGGAUGCUCCUCACUUCGCUAUUGUUCCAAAGACUGCCAAAAGAGCGAUUGGAAGCGACACAAGAAGGAGUGUAAACGCAUCAAAAUGGAUUUGGAGGACUACCACAAGGAGUUGCAGGGAUCCAAGGUUCCGACCGGUUUUGUGGAAGGCGAUCGGAAGUGGCUCAAGCGGUAUGACCCCAACAAUAUGCGCUUUGAGAAAGGAACCAAAGUGGAAUGCCCCAUUGGCGACAAGGUGUAUGGCACGGGUACGAUUAUCAAGGUGCUCCACGAGUAUGAAGAUUGUGUUCAUGCCUAUCAAGUCCAAUUGGAUCGCAAGACAGCGGAUAGGAUGCGGUGCCCCUACAGUCAGGCGCAGGUGUGGGCCGAUUGGGAUUGCGACUUCUUUAUUCGAAAGAUCUGA